AUGGCGUACCGUAUGUCUUCGUACUCCAACGCCUCGUCCGCCGCGCCAGGACAGACGAACACAAUGCAGCAGGCUACAUCGCAGGUCUCGACCACCACCCUAUUGAACGCUCUCCACAGCGCCUUUUCCUCAGGACAGCCAUACGUACUCGAAUCCAGCACCAGUCUGGUAGUGAAUACCUGGGUCACCGGAUCAGGCACCGGGCCAGACGGCAGAUAUGGCGGCACCGUCGAUGCAGACCUUGCCCGCAAGACUUGGGAACAUGCCAGGAGGCGAGCUGAGGAUGGCUGCAUCGUUUUGGGCUCACUCCAUCAGUCUACCCCGUCCAUGUUCGCCCCCUUCGCCUCGGCCCUCCCACUUUCCGUGCCGGGCACUUUCUACACUGCGCUUAAUGCCUUACGACCUUUCUUGCAUACAGUAACGCCUUUUAAUCCAUCAUUGCCGCGGUACUCUGCGCUUGCCGGUGUCUUUAACCUCGCUCUGACCGGCGAGAUUACCGGCGCUUCGUUGAGCUUGUCAACUUCUGGCAUCGACACCAAGAAUGGCUUCCUCAACGUCCCCACAGAACAGGGCUACAGGGCUUUUGAUGUCUUUUACUACCUUCUCACCUCCCAGUCCGAGCAAGAACGAGAAUUCCUCGGCUUGAAAGCACCCAAUCAGUACGCCCUCCUUCGCAAAUCCGAGACCUACCGCCCACCUACCUACCUUCCAACCGCAGACGAUGCUGCUGCGGCCGAAGAUUUUCGAGAGUCUCUCAAGGCCAUCGGCAUCAAGGGCAAGGCCCUGCGCAGUCUUCUCUCAGUCGUCGCCGCAAUCCUUCGACUUGGAGAUGCAGUUGGCUUCCUUGUCGACCAAGAAGAGUUGGAGGCAGUCACAGAAGAAGUUGGCGAGUUGUUGGAUCUCGACCCAGAGAUCAUCUUGAAGAAAUGCGUCACAGAAGAGCGGGAGAUUCUCAUGGCUGCCCUGUAUGAGGCCUUGGUAGAUUGGGUCAUCAUGCAGGCCAACGAUGCCAUCCGCACGGAAAUUCGCACCGGCCGUGCCUUGAGUGAUGGAAGCAUCAGCGGCGACGCCACUCCACCUAGCAGCCAAGAGGACGGCGAUAGCGUCAGCAUCACCUUGAUUGAAGUACCUAGCCAGGCGCUCGGCAAGGCAGCUAGCUUGAAGUGCAUCUUCGACGAUAGCACCGGCAUCAACGCAGAAAUGAAGGAAGAUGGCGUGCCGAUAGUACCAGCAGGAUCGUCAGUCAUCCGGGAGAUGAAGGACGCGGUUGCCCAGAAUGAAGCUGAGCUGGACAUCCACGGCGGAGCCGCUUCAAGAGAAGUGGAGUUCGAGUUCGAUCGCCGACAAGGCGUUUUGGAAAAGGUCGGCUCCGAAACCGAUGAUGAGAGCUUCUUGCGGAAUAUUUUGUACCCCGUCUCAGGACAGGGUAUCAAUCUUGGCAGGACUGGCCGUUUUAACCUGACCAACGUUCUUGGUAGCAGCCGCGUAUGGUUCCAACUGUGCCUGCACCCAACAGAUGACAACCCGGCUUCUCUGGCAAAUCAACCACCAGGCUCCAUGCCUUGGUCGGCCGGCAGCGUCUCCAGCCAGAUUCGUUCCUGGAGGCUCCCAGAGUGGGCCAACCACCGAAGCAAGCAACUGGACUUCACCGCCGACUUCGACGUGGACGAGUUCGUGGACCGCUACCGCAGACUCGGAUGCGCUGAUGGAAAGGACGGCGUUGAGACCUGGAUUCUGGAGCGCGGCUGGAGCAAUGGCGAAGUCGUCGUUGGCCACGAGCGCAUCUGGAUGCGGGAACCGGCGUACUGGGAGGCCGAGAGCAUGUUGGACAUGAAGCCCGCGGACGACUUGUCUCCAGGCAACAUGCUGGGUGGAAUGGUCGGUGCUGCUGGUAUGGAAUCUGGAUACUCUGCCGGCACCCCUGAUGGCUUGGACGGCGGCUUCUACCACGACGAUGGCAGCCGUGAAACCAUGCUAGGCCGGCAACCAUCGCAAGUUGCCCCCAGCAGGAUGGGUGCCAAGUCCCUCGCCCCCACGCAGGCCCAUACCGUGCGCAGCAUCAGCGGUGGUGACUACGGCCUCGGCUUCAAGGGAGACGACAAGCGUAACUGGAUCGGCUUCGAAGGCGAGAUUGACGGGGAACUGGCCGAAGGCAAAGACGUCGUUGUUGAAAAGGUUUCCAAAGGACGCCGCAUGUGGGUCGGACUCGUCUGGGCCUUAACCUGGUGGAUUCCCUCGUUCUUGCUCAACAAAAUUGGCCGUAUGAAGCGACCCGACGUCCGGAUGGCGUGGCGAGAGAAGUUCGCGCUCAUGAUUCUCAUUUUUCUCAUGAACGGCACAGUGAUCUUCUACAUUGUGGGCUUCGGUAACAUCCUGUGUCCGAACAAGAACAAGGUCUGGAACAGAAAGGAAGUCGGCUAUCACCAAGGUGACAACGACUUCUACGUAUCCUUCCGCGGCGGUGUCUACGACCUCAGCAAGUUCUGGAAACUGCAGCAUUCCGACACCAACAUCGAAACCACGACUUCGAACAUGCAGCCUUUUGCGGGAACAGAUGUCACCGAGUACAUCGUACCACCUCUCACCAUCGCCUGCCCUGGCUUGGUGACGGACGAAUCGAUCACUCUCCAAAGUAACAAUACUCUUCUCUACCCUAACGCGGAGCACAAGUCUGGACCUCGAGCGCAAGCUGAUCCCACCACGAAGUUGCGCAACAUCAACUGGUACACUGAAGAUUUGUUACCUCGGAUGAAAGAAUUCCACAAGGGCGCCCUCGUUUGGAAAAGGAAGACGGUGACGAGUGACGGUGAGAAGUACAGCCGCAAGUGGUUCAUCAUCGAUCAGAAGGUCUAUGACUUGACGGAUUACUACUAUACGCUGGACAUGAUGAACAAUCUAGCCUCGUACAGCUUCUUUGCCGACGAUGUCGAGACACUGGUCUCGCAGAACCCCGGCGCUGACAUUACGAAGCAGUGGAACGACAAUUUGAACACGACCACACGCCUGAACAGCAUGAACUGCCUCAACAACAUGUUCUAUAUCGGCGACACCGACUUCCGUGACACAGCCCGCUGCCAGGUCAACAACUACAUUCUACUUGCCUUUACCGUUAUUCUCGGCGCGGUCAUCUUGACCAAGUUCUUGGCGGCUCUCCAGCUUGGUUCCAAGCGACGGCCGGCGCAGCAGGACAAGUUCGUCAUUUGCCAGGUCCCUGCUUAUACCGAAGGUGAAGACUCUCUCCGAAAGGGCCUCGACUCGCUCACGGCUCUGGCCUAUGAUAACAAGAGGAAGCUCAUCUGUGUCAUCUGCGACGGUAUGAUUGUCGGUGGUGGAAAUGAUCGGCCUACGCCUAAGAUUGUGCUCGAUAUCCUCGGCGUCGAUCCCAAGAUUGACCCUCCUGCUUUGCCCUUCAAGUCACUCGGUACCGGCAUCGAACAACUCAACUACGGCAAGGUAUACUCUGGUCUGUACGAGUACGAAGGCAAUGUCGUCCCAUACAUCGUCGUCGUUAAAGUCGGCAAAGAGUCCGAGCAAAACAAGUCGAAGCCUGGUAACCGUGGUAAACGAGACUCACAGAUCCUGCUAAUGAGCUUUUUGAACCGAGUGCACCACCGAUCUGCCAUGAACCCUCUGGAGCUGGAGAUGUUCCACCAGAUUAACAAUAUCAUUGGUGUCGACCCGGAACUGUACGAAUAUGCCUUCAUGGUCGACGCCGACACCAAGGUCAAGGAAGACUCUCUCAAUAGGUUGGUCGCAGCUUGUGCCAAUGACGCUAAGAUUGCCGGUAUCUGCGGCGAGACAUCCCUGGAGAACGAAGAGCGCAGUUGGUGGACCAUGAUUCAAGUCUACGAAUACUACAUCUCCCAUCAUUUGGCGAAGGCUUUCGAGAGUUUGUUCGGCAGCGUCACCUGUUUACCCGGAUGUUUCUGCAUGUACCGAUUGCGAACUUCUGACAAAGGACGACCGCUCAUUAUCGCCGACAAGGUCAUCGCUGAGUACGCCGAGAACAAAGUCGACACCCUCCACAAGAAGAACCUGUUCUCCCUCGGUGAGGAUCGUUACCUGACCACCAUCAUGACCAAGCACUUCCCCUCUAUGUCGUACAAGUUCUUGCCUGACGCCUACGCUCUCACGGAAGCCCCGGCCGAGUGGAGUGUGCUGCUCUCUCAGAGACGUCGCUGGAUCAACUCAACUAUUCACAAUCUGGCAGAGAUGUUGCAGGUCGACUUGUGUGGCUUCUGCUGUUUCUCCAUGCGUUUCGUCGUAUUCAUCGACCUCUUCGGAACCAUCAUUCUCCCGGCCACCUGCGUCUACCUGGUUUAUCUCAUCGUCAAUGUCGCGACCGGUACUGGACAAUUCCCACUGAUCUCCAUCAUCAUAUUGGCUGCGGUCUAUGGUCUACAGGCUAUCAUCUUCAUCAUCAAGAGACAGUGGCAGCACAUUGGCUGGAUGAUUAUUUAUCUCCUGGCAUACCCCAUCUGGUCGUUCGUCCUUCCUGUGUACUCUUUCUGGAAGCAGGACGACUUCUCGUGGGGUAACACUCGUGUUGUCAUCGGCGAAAAGGGUGACAAGCAAGUCGUUGCCGUGAGUGAGGAAGAGAAGUACGACCCACGGAGUAUUCCUCUUCAACGCUGGGACGACUAUGCCACCCUGAACAAUCUUCCUGGCCGCAGAGGUGUCUACCAGGAGAAGGACAUGGGCAUGUACCAGGACGCCGGCUACGAGAUGGACGAUAUGCGGUCGGUGUACUCGUCUGUGAAGCCGGCCUCGACAAUCCUCACCGGCUUCCCACAACACCAAUCAUACAGACCGCCACAGUCUCCCGGUCCUAACGCGAUGGGCAGACAAUCGACCUUCUCGCACAUGACUGGACGAUAUACCGAUAAUCCGCAUGCUCAAGAGCAACAACGACUGAUGUCCAUGGGCGGUAUGAGCGAUCAAUACCACCCAUCACCAUACAGCCCUCGCCAACAAUCUCAAGAGAACCUAAUGGGCGGCAUGACAUCGCCCACCUUCGGGCAACAAGGUCGCGCCCGCUCGCCACUCGGCCAGUACAACAACCCGUAUAACAGCGGCACCGGCAUGAGCCGACCAGGGAGCACGAACCCGAACCAACACCUCAGCUCCAUGUCUGCUUUCCAGACACAGGGUCCUACCAACGAGUCCAUCACGAUGGCCAUCCGCGAAUGUCUGACGGAAGUCGACAUGGACUCUGUGACCAAGAAGCAGCUCAAGGCCCUGGCGGAGCAGAAGUUGCAGUGCCAGCUUUCCGGCGAGAAGAAGGCUUUCCUGGACUUUGAGAUUGAUCGGCAGCUGUCGGAGAUGUAA
Molecule: messenger RNA, 5328 nt
Organism: Zasmidium cellare ATCC 36951
Lineage: Eukaryota; Fungi; Ascomycota; Dothideomycetes; Mycosphaerellales; Mycosphaerellaceae
Product: glycosyltransferase family 2 protein
Exons: 3
Coding region: 1-5328 (1775 amino acids)
Cellular component (GO): cell periphery; cell septum; myosin complex
Molecular function (GO): chitin synthase activity; ATP binding; cytoskeletal motor activity
Source: RefSeq, a predicted model, not a curated record